GUAUAAAACAAGGCGCGGAGUUCUACAGCUUGGCAUCCCCCAAAGCCGGCAGGGAGGCAUAGACGAAGCUGACUGAUCGUGGACGCUCGCAUUUUUCUGUCCGCUUGAUUCCCACAGGCCUCUGACCGGCUUCCCCCAAGGGCAAAGACGGUGAGAGAUGAUUUUGGAAAUGCUGAACCCAGCGCAUUACAAUAUCACCAGCAUGGUGACUGAGGUGGUGUCUGCAGCCACCAUGCCAAUCCUGCUGCUCACUGGCCUCCUGCUCCUGAUGUGGAAUUUUGAGGGCACAUCCUCCAUCCCAGGUCCUGGCUACUGUAUGGGAAUUGGACCCCUCAUUUCCCAUGGCAGAUUCCUGUGGAUGGGGAUUGGCAGUGCCUGCAACUACUACAACAGGAUGUAUGGAGAAUUCAUGAGAGUCUGGAUCUGUGGGGAGGAGACGCUCAUCAUUAGCAAGUCCUCCAGUAUGCUCCACGUCAUGAAGCACAGUCACUACAUCUCCCGAUUUGGUAGCAAACUGGGGCUGCAGUGCGUGGGCAUGCAUGAAAACGGCAUCAUAUUUAACAAUAACCCAGCACUCUGGAAAGUGAUUCGGCCUUUCUUCAUGAAAGCUCUGUCUGGUCCUGGCCUUGUGCGGAUGGUGGCGAUUUGUGUUGAAUCCAUCAAAGCCCACCUGGACCGGCUGGAGGAGGUCACCAACGCCUCCGGCUACGUGGACGUGCUGACCCUCAUGCGGCGCAUCAUGCUGGACACCUCCAAUAUGCUCUUCUUGGGGAUCCCCCUGGACGAAAGUGCAAUCGUGACUAAAAUCCAAGGUUAUUUUAAUGCAUGGCAAGCUCUUCUUCUCAAACCAGACAUCUUCUUUAAGAUUUCUUGGCUGUACAAAAAAUAUGAAAAGUCUGUAAAGGAGUUGAAAGAUGCCUUAGAAAUUCUAAUUGAAGAAAAGAGACAUCAGAUUUCUAAGGCAGAGAAACUGGAAGACAGUAUGGAUUUUGCCACUCAGCUUAUUUUUGCGGAGAAACGUGGUGACCUGACAAAAGAGAAUGUGAACCAGUGCAUACUGGAAAUGCUGAUCGCGGCGCCGGACACCAUGUCUGUCUCGGUCUUCUUCAUGCUGUUUCUCAUUGCCAAGCACCCGAAGGUUGAAGAGGCAUUGAUGAAGGACAUUCAGACUGUUCUCGGAGAAAGAGACAUCAGCAUCGACGAUGUGCCGAAAUUGAAAGUGGUGGAGAACUUCAUUUAUGAGAGCAUGCGGUACCAGCCCGUCGUGGACUUGGUCAUGCGCAAAGCUCUGCAAGAUGACGUCAUUGAUGGCUACCCAGUGAAAAAGGGGACGAAUAUUAUCCUGAAUCUGGGAAGAAUGCAUAGGCUGGAGUUCUUCCCCAAGCCCAAUGAAUUUACUCUUGAAAAUUUUGAGAAAAACGUUCCGUACAGGUACUUCCAACCGUUUGGUUUUGGGCCCCGCGCCUGCGCUGGAAAAUUCAUCGCCAUGGUGAUGAUGAAAAGCAUCCUGGUUACACUGCUGAAGCGAUUCCACGUGAAGUCGCUGCAGGAAAAGUGUGUGGAAAACAUGCAGAAGAAAAACGACUUGUCCCUGCACCCAGACGAAGCUGAUGGCUUGCUGGAAAUGGUUUUUACCCCAAGAAGUUCCGACAAGUGCCUGGAAAACUAAUGAAGGCUGGCCAGUACUGGCUCGGAAGCAUUACUCAUCAGCAGUCGUUCACAUGGAAACCAUCCAUCCUUGCCCAGGGGGUGCCAUCCUCACGGCAACCAUUCGCUGGCCCAUAGCAUUUGAUAGGCACGCUUUCUAUGUGCCUGGAGCUAUCGGUCACCUGACCUUGCCUAAGCCAGAGAACCAGGCUAUGAGAGAAAAGACAGAGGCCAGGAGUUUGCGGGAGAAAUGGGGAAACGGCCGCCCUUGUGACCCAAUUCCACAAAAUGUGUUUGGAAAAGAAUAGACUAGCCGGCAAAGCAUAUGCCCAGUUUCCUGCGGGAUCCACACUGCCCUUUGCAAGGGCAUUUUAAUGCAGGACAGAAGCACUCGAGUCCGUUAAAUGGGCCAGACAAACACCUGCCAGUGUGAAUAAGCGCUGGGGCCAAAUAAUAGCUGUCAGAGUGAAGAAAAGCUCUUUGAUUUGGCUUCUGGAGGGUGGGACUGCAUUAUAUUCAUAGUCCUUGAAGAAACACUUGCAAAAACAGCCUUUGACUUUUCUCUAUGGCCUCUUGUUUAUCCACAUGUGACUUGUGUGUGAUAACAUUUAAAUCUGAUACCCUCUCCCAAUCUUUCAACUCAUGCCUCAGGCACUUACCUCUGCUACCAUAGGUAUAGAUUCAGGCAAUAUGAACUAACAUCCUGCGUAGCAUCUGAACAAGUAGCCUCAUAUAUGAGGGUAAGUCAAAAAGUAUUGUUACCCAGCCAUUGAAACCUUUAUUAAAUAAAAAUAUCAAAACUA
Echinops telfairi (small Madagascar hedgehog) is the source of this 2450-nucleotide messenger RNA. Its product is annotated as aromatase. The coding region runs from base 158 to 1669 and encodes 503 amino acids. The transcript has 9 exons. The record is from RefSeq and is a predicted model, not a curated record. Gene Ontology annotation, molecular function: oxidoreductase activity, acting on paired donors, with incorporation or reduction of molecular oxygen; heme binding; monooxygenase activity. NCBI's taxonomy places the organism in Eukaryota, Metazoa, Chordata, Mammalia, Afrosoricida, Tenrecidae.